GUUAUUUCUUCUUUGUCCCUCCGAAACCCACAUCCCACUUGCCCUCGCCCUAAAGGUAAUUCCAGUGAUUCUACCCAGUGGUCUCUCCUUGGCUAGAACAACUUCGGGGGGUGAGGGCGCAGAACCAGAAGAUGAGAGGAGAUCGUGCUGCAAUGGCAGCCGGGGUGCAGAUGAUUCCUCUAUUUUCGCCCAUUUGCGACCGAGACAUUUGGAAGUGUUACCCGACACAUUCCUGACUUGGACCGCAACAGGGUGCUUUGAUUUGAGACAGCGGAGAUCAUGCUGACUGCUUGUGUUUCUGUAUUAGGACCAGGGCCUCAGCCGUUACGAGGCAUGUCCGGAUUCCCCGCGCCACAGCAAGCACAAGCUCGAAAUGCGACAUUGGCUACAGCACGAUUGCCUAACGGGAAAAUCGGUGGCGCAGCUAAUUGGAACUUCAAUCUUCCCGGAGCAUCAACUCUUCAAAGCAAUCAGCAACGCACCAUGGGUACUAUGGGCAGCUUUGCACAAAGUCUGGGCGGUUCGCAACCAACGACAGCACUAGAUCUCUCCGAGUUCCCUUCUCUUUCUGGCGCAUCGCAGCAAUCACAAUCCCAGAACCCUGUGUGGGCCAAUGCGAGUCAACGAGCGGCGCAACAUACCCCCGUCCAGAGACAACAGCAUCCUCCGACGUCGCAACCCCCUUCACGAGCUUCUCAGACCCAACAGCUUCCCGUACAGCAACCGUCCCAGCCUCCCCACGAUGAUAUGUUCCCUUCCGGUGCUCAAUUUGCGAACCGAUUGGACGAUUUCAGGAACGGAGGACAAGGAAUCAGCAGCCAGAUCGGGGCUGGAAGUCAGCCUCAAACAGGCAACAUCGACGAAUUUCCACCUCUAGGGCGCAAUGUGGGCAAUGUUGGCAAUGUAGCUGCUGAGCUGGCUCAGGAACGUCGGACUUCCUUGAUGCAAGGUGCGGGCUUUGGCACUUACAAUUCCGGUAUUGGCACAUCACGGUCGCCAGUCAAUCAAGGGCCUAAUGGGGCGUUGGGGCAGGAGAAAGAAGACUUAAACAACACCCUCAUGUCAGGUCAGCGCAAUUUUAGCGACCCGCAACAGCAAUUGCAACAGCGGCAACAGCAGGCAAAUGAGGGCCAAGAAGCUUCCGCGGCUGCUCAAAGUGCGGAGCAACCGCCUCUGGCCCAGAUGAGUGAGCUGGACCGGUUCGGGCUCAGCGGGCUCCUGCGUAUGAUCCAUAGCGAAAGCCCCGACGUGGCCAGUCUCGCUGUCGGACAGGACUUGAUGACACUCGGUUUGGACUUGAAUCAGCCCGAGCCUCUUCACACUUCGUUCGCGUCGCCCUUCGUGUCCUCUAUGUCUGCCGUUCCUUUAGAACAGGACUUCUCUCUCCCGUCAUGUUACAAUGUCGCCAACAUCCAACCUCUUUCGUCAAGAAUUCCUGGGUUCAGCGAUGAGACUCUAUUCUACAUCUUCUACAGCAUGCCGCGAGACAUCAUGCAGGAGUUGGUUGCGGAAGAGUUGAUGGGACGCAAAUGGCGGUACCACAAGCUCGAGCGAUGCUGGUUGACCCGUGACGAGACGUAUCCAGGCCCUGUUGACGUGGAACGUGGCGUGAGCGAGCGUGGAGUGUAUCUUCUGUGGGACCAUGCUAGCUGGAAGAAGAUUCGGCGCGAGUUUAUCCUUCGAUACGAAGAUUUGGAUAACCGACUGGACGCCAACCGUACUAUGAGCCGCGCUGCAGUCGGCCAGACCCAUGCUUCAUAAGUUGAGGAUGGCGAAAGUGGGCAACGGUAUAGGGUGACAGUCAUUUAGUUGACCGGCAACGGCGUUUGGAAAUUUUGGUUUUCUGUCGCGUUGCUCAAAUGGGAGGCCAACCGUACAGUGUAGUUCGGGAAGUGGGCGCGUUGAAUUUAUUGGGGAAUUUACAUGGGCUCUAUGGGGGACCAAGAUACAAUUUUGCAAAUCAUGUGCUCUGGAUAACCUUGCCAGUAUUCUUGCAUUCAUCUCAUUUGUCUUCGGCGUAGGCUAUUAUCGGUCCAAUCUCAAUAGUACAGUGAGGCAAACGUUCAAGUAAUCUAACCAAUCAUACAUGGAAAUGUGAAACGGAAGAUGCAUGGGCCAUCAAGGAAAGCGAUUUGAUAUGUUGAUUUUCCAAGAGAAGAAGGCAAGCAAUUCGAGUUGGUCCGUUUCUCCGAUCCU
Messenger RNA from Penicillium brasilianum, 2196 nucleotides. The record is from the annotation of a GenBank genome assembly. NCBI's taxonomy places the organism in Eukaryota, Fungi, Ascomycota, Eurotiomycetes, Eurotiales, Aspergillaceae.